AUGUUAUUUCAAAUUUAUGAGUCGAUUGAGAAAUUCUUGGCAAAUUAAGAUUAUCAUCAUUUUGAUUCUGUUUGUUAUGUUGGACUGAAGCAUAGUUUAUCACUUUAUUUCUUAAUCUUUAUGUAAGGAGAUUAUAAACUAAUCAAGAUCCUUUAUCAUGUACAUUCAUUAAACUCAAACAAUAAUGAGUGGAAUAUCAUUCAUGAGAUUAAAAAAGGUUUGGCCAUUGAUGAAAAACGAUAAUGUUUGCUCUCUUCUUUUAACUUUAAUUAGUACCUACCCUUUAAUGUUGGAUAUACACUUACUUAGAAUAAACCUUUUUAUUGGUCUUAUUAUCUAUGUAAUUGAAAAGACAACAACUAUUUUAUAAAAUUUACCAUACAUUCGAAUUAUUAUCUUGGAUAUUUUCUGCUUAUUUUUUGUUGAAAUUCUGCAUUUAUUAUGUUUUACAACUUUUUAUAAGUUAUGCAGGAUAUUCAUUGAAAUUAUUCGAAUUAUGAUAUGGUUAUUAAUAAUCGUAUAUCGGUAAUAAGCUAAAACACAAGUUCUAUUAUAUGCAAGUGUAACUUUAUAAUUUUUUUGGGUAUACAUUUACUUUUUCAAAAAUUGA
Paramecium sonneborni is the source of this 610-nucleotide messenger RNA. The record is from the annotation of a GenBank genome assembly. Lineage: Eukaryota; Ciliophora; Oligohymenophorea; Peniculida; Parameciidae.